This is a messenger RNA of Manihot esculenta (cassava), 2821 nucleotides long. RefSeq names its product probable beta-D-xylosidase 7. Gene Ontology annotation, cellular component: plant-type cell wall. Gene Ontology annotation, biological process: arabinan catabolic process; xylan catabolic process. The coding region runs from base 359 to 2671 and encodes 770 amino acids. The transcript has 6 exons. Lineage: Eukaryota; Viridiplantae; Streptophyta; Magnoliopsida; Malpighiales; Euphorbiaceae. The record is from RefSeq and is a predicted model, not a curated record. Gene Ontology annotation, molecular function: xylan 1,4-beta-xylosidase activity; alpha-L-arabinofuranosidase activity.
CUAACGCUUUACAAAUCCUCACUCUUGAAUCCCAUUUUCAUCCUGACCAAUGGCAAACGAGAUAUAUGGCAGAUCAAAGUUGGGCUUAAAAUCAAACUCCUUUGCAGACCCAUGAAAUUCAACUUCAUCUUUUGCUUUUCCCGGUUGCGUUAGCUUUUUGAUUUUUGUUGCAACUUGCAGGGAAUCAAAUUAAAGAACAUUAUUUGUCUUAUCCAAAACCAUAAUUUUCCACCAAAACAUUCUUACUCACGAUCUGAACUCCGUCAUUUUAGGAGAGAUAAUCAUUGAUCUACCAUACUGCAGUGUUCAGUGAGCUCUUACUCGCCACUGGCCAGUGGCCACUCUCCAAACCACUAUAAUGAGAUCCCAGACACUUUCCUACUUUAUCUUUACUCUACUUGUCUUCCGAGUUGCCUCAACUCAGCCUCCAUUCUCAUGUGAUCCUUCAAACCCAUCAACAAGCUCCUAUCUUUUUUGUAAAACCACAAUACCCAUCAGCCAAAGAGUCAGGGACCUUGUCUGCAGGCUCACAUUAGAUGAGAAGAUUUCCCAACUCGUCAGCUCAGCUCCACCGAUUCCACGACUGGGUAUCCCGGCGUAUGAGUGGUGGUCCGAGGCAUUACAUGGGGUUGCCAAUGUGGGACGUGGCAUUCAUUUUGAAGGCACUAUCCGUUCCGCCACUAGCUUCCCUCAAGUCAUCCUCACUGCCGCUUCUUUUGACGCCUACCAAUGGUACCGAAUAGGUCAGGUGAUUGGAAGAGAAGCAAGAGCAGUGUACAAUGCAGGGCAAGCCACAGGGAUGACAUUUUGGGCACCAAACAUUAACAUAUUUAGGGACCCGAGAUGGGGGAGAGGGCAAGAGACGCCCGGGGAGGAUCCCCUGGUGACAGGGAAAUAUGCAGUUUCUUAUGUGAGAGGAGUUCAGGGGGAUUCUUUUCAAGGAGGGAAGCUUAAAGGACAUCUUCAAGCUUCAGCUUGUUGUAAGCACUUUACUGCUUAUGAUCUAGACAAUUGGAAGGGUGUGAAUCGCUUUGUGUUUGAUGCUCGUGUUACUAUUCAAGAUUUAGCAGAUACCUAUCAGCCACCAUUUCAGAGUUGUGUGCAACAAGGGAAAGCCAGUGGCAUCAUGUGCGCUUACAAUAGAGUGAAUGGAGUCCCAAGCUGUGCAGAUUUCAAUCUCCUCUCCAAAACUGCCAGAGGGCAAUGGGAUUUUCAUGGGUACAUCACAUCGGACUGUGAUGCAGUCUCCAUCAUCUACAAUGAUCAAGGAUAUGCUAAAUCACCAGAAGAUGCUGUAGUUGAUGUGCUUAAAGCUGGCAUGGAUCUCAACUGUGGGUCAUUCUUGCAAAAACACACUAAAGCGGCUGUGGAGCAGAAAAAGCUGCCUGAAUCUGCAAUAGACAGAGCUCUUCACAACCUUUUUUCUAUAAGAAUGAGAUUAGGACUUUUCAAUGGAAAUCCAACGGAACAGCCUUUCAGCAAUAUUGGUCCUGACCAGGUGUGCUCCCAGGAGCACCAGAUGCUAGCCCUUGAAGCAGCUCGCAAUGGCAUUGUCCUCCUAAAGAACUCUGCAAAACUCCUCCCACUUUCAAAAUCUACGACCACCUCAUUAGCUGUAAUUGGCCCUAAUGCCAAUUCUGCACAAACACUUCUUGGAAACUAUGCAGGCCCUCCGUGCAAGUCUGUAACACCAUUGCAAGCACUGCAAAACUAUAUUAAAAACACUAUUUAUCACCCAGGUUGUGAUACAGUUCAAUGCUCUUCAGCUUCCAUUGACAAGGCAGUUGAUAUAGCAAAAGGGGUGGACCAUGUGGUACUGAUAAUGGGAUUGGACCAAACUCAGGAGAGGGAGGAGCUUGAUCGUGUGGACUUGGUGUUGCCAGGGAAGCAACAAGAACUAAUCAUCAAUGUCGCGAGAUGUGCAAAGAAUCCAAUUGUUUUAGUGCUUCUUUGUGGAGGUCCAGUUGAUGUAUCCUUUGCCAAGUAUGAUAAGAACAUUGGAAGCAUUUUGUGGGCUGGUUAUCCUGGUGAAGCUGGUGGGAUAGCACUUGCAGAUAUCAUAUUUGGUGAUCAUAAUCCAGGAGGGAGAUUACCAGUGACCUGGUAUCCACAAGAAUUUGUCAAAGUACCAAUGACUGAUAUGAGGAUGCGACCUGAUUCCUCUUCAGGCUAUCCUGGACGAACAUAUAGAUUCUACAAAGGCCAGAGUGUUUUUGAGUUUGGUUAUGGCCUCAGCUACUCGAAGUACUCUUAUGAGCUCAAGUCUGUCACCCAAAACAAACUCUAUUUAAAUCAAUCUUCAACGAUGCAUGUAAUUGACAACUCCGACUCAUUACGUUCCACAUUGGUCUCUGAGUUGGGCGCAGAAUUCUGCAAGGAAAGUGAGUUUUCAGUUAGAGUUGGAGUGGAAAACCAAGGGGAGAUGGCUGGUAAGCAUCCGAUAUUGCUGUUUGUGAGACAGGCAACGCAUGGGAAUGGGAGGCCAAGGAAACAGUUGAUUGGUUUCAAAAGUGUGAUUCUAAGUGCAGGGGAAAAAGCUGAAAUUGAAUUUGAGCUAAGUCCUUGCGAGCACUUCAGCAGAACUAAUGAAGAUGGUCUGAAGGUGAUAGAAGAAGGAACACACUUCUUGGUUGUAGGAGAUGAUAAGUACCCAAUUUCCAUCAUUGUUUGAUAAGGAGAUUUAGUUCUUCAAACAAUUAAACUCAAGUGUCAAAAUUUUAAUUCUUGUGUCAUUGUAAUGAUGAAUGACCCCAGAAAAUGGGUCAGUACCAAGUAAGAAAUUAUGUCAUCAAGAAAUAAGGACACGUUAUCCUUCCUACUA